AUGGGCUACCUCGACGACGAAGUCAAGCGCCUGCAGAGCAUUAUCGAUGGCAUUGAGGGUCGCGUAAAAGCUCUCGAGACCAGGCAAUCCGGCGGCAGCCCGUCCAAGGCGACGUCCGAGGAGAUUCGCAUGAUCCUCAUCGGACCCCCUGGAGCUGGCAAGGGAACACAAGCGCCCAAGAUCAAGGAGAAGUUCUCCUGCUGCCAUCUGGCCACCGGCGACAUGCUGCGAUCACAAGUAGCCAAGAAGACGCCGUUGGGACGGGAAGCCAAGAAGAUCAUGGACCAGGGCGGACUUGUCAGCGACGACAUUGUCAUUGGCAUGAUCAAGGAGGAGCUGGAAAACAACCAAGAGUGCAAGGGCGGGUUCAUCCUCGACGGAUUCCCACGCACCGUCCCGCAGGCCGAAGGGCUCGACGCCAUGCUGCGGUCGCGCAACCAGACACUCCAGCACGCCGUAGAGCUGCAGAUUGACGACGCGCUGUUGGUGGCGCGCAUCACGGGACGGCUGGUUCACCCGGCGAGCGGACGGUCGUACCACACCACCUUCAACCCCCCCAAGAAGGCCAUGACGGAUGACGUGACAGGCGAGCCGCUGAUCCAGCGCAGCGACGACAACGCCGAGGCCCUCAAGAAGCGCCUGGCAACGUACCACCUGCAGACGGCCCCCGUCGUGGGUUACUACCAGAAGACGGGCAUCUGGAAGGCCAUCGACGCCAGCCAAGAACCCGGCACCGUGUGGAAGAGCCUGCUGGCCAUCUUUGACGGCGACAAGGCCAAGGCCGGCAACGCCGGCUCCGGCAUUCUUAGCAAGCUCGCCGGCCGCUCGUAG
This is a messenger RNA of Lasiosphaeria miniovina, 831 nucleotides long. Its product is annotated as adenylate kinase-domain-containing protein. Gene Ontology annotation, molecular function: AMP kinase activity; ATP binding. The transcript is spliced from 4 exons. NCBI's taxonomy places the organism in Eukaryota, Fungi, Ascomycota, Sordariomycetes, Sordariales, Lasiosphaeriaceae. Gene Ontology annotation, biological process: ADP biosynthetic process. The coding region runs from base 1 to 831 and encodes 276 amino acids. Gene Ontology annotation, cellular component: mitochondrion; cytoplasm. The record is from RefSeq and is a predicted model, not a curated record.